AUGAGUGGGAGGAUCCUCUCCCAUAGGCUAGCUCCGCUGUUGCGGAACGGUCACCUCGCUCGCCAUAUUCAUAAUGCAGGAUCAAGAACCGGUGGUCUGCUACGCGCAGAUAGUGGCGCUGCUCUCAGAGGACGAGCAUGGCCAAUAGGCUCGAAUGGUAUUCACAAUGUUCCAGCUGUUCGGUCAAUCUCAUUUGCUCGAAUGCUCCCAAAGCUGGCUAUGAAGCUUAUUAGAGUCCCGGCUAUGUUCGGGGGUGCAACUAUCGCCGGUCUGGCUUAUUUCCAGUACCAAGCAACCCAGGCUGGAAAUUAUGCGAUGGAUAUCUUCAAGCAAGCUUCGGAAACUGCGGGGAAUACAGCAUCGACUCUGUUUCAAGGACUGCAAGGUGUAGCGGAUCAGACACAACGUGGAUGGAAUAAAACCACCGAAGACAUCGAAAUACCCGAAUGGUUGCAGAAAAUUCUCCGUGUUGACGAAGAGUCCGAAUCUCGAAAGCGCAAUUCGUCUGGUGGAGAUGGGAGUAAAGAACCCAAGCAAAGUCGGGCUGGGGCAGCUGCCGCCGGCGCCGCUACAACAACUGCAUUUGGUUACGAACAGUCUGGUGAGGAAGAUGUACGACCGGAAAAGGAUGCUGCGGAGGAUGAUCAGAUGAUGCUUCUUACCCGCAAAAUGAUCGAAAUUCGGAACAUCCUUCAGACAAUCGGCCAGUCGGGCACCCUCACUCUUCCAUCGAUCGUCGUGAUUGGAUCCCAAUCCUCCGGCAAAAGCUCGGUCCUUGAAGCAAUUGUCGGUCAUGAGUUCUUGCCCAAGGGGUCAAACAUGGUGACUCGGCGACCCAUUGAACUCACGUUAGUCAAUACUCCCAACGCCCAGGCAGAAUAUGGUGAAUUUCCAGCUCUGGGUCUCGGAAAAAUCACGGAUUUCUCCCAAAUUCAGCGCACACUCACGGAUUUGAACCUUGCUGUCCCCGAGAAGGAUUGUGUCACAGAUGAUCCCAUCCAACUCACAAUCUAUUCACCCAAUGUUCCGGAUCUUUCGAUGAUCGAUCUACCGGGCUAUAUUCAGGUUGCAGGCCAUGACCAACCGCCCGAGCUCAAGCAGAAAAUUGCGGAUCUUUGUGACAGAUACAUUCAGCCGCCAAAUGUCAUCUUGGCAAUUUCUGCUGCCGAUGUUGACUUGGCAAAUUCCACAGCACUCCGAGCCAGUCGUCGUGUCGAUCCCCGGGGCGAACGUACCAUUGGUGUGAUUACAAAGAUGGACCUUGUUAGCCCCGAACGCGGACACGCCAUCCUGUCUGAUAAGAAAUACCCCCUUCGGCUUGGUUACGUGGGUGUCAUCAGCCGCAUCCCUCAGACCAACGCGCUCUUUUCCAGAGGUUCCGGAAAUAUCACCAGCGCCAUUCUCAAAAAUGAGCAUGCAUACUUCUCCGCCCAUACGGGUGAAUUCGGGCCUCACUCAGACGUCUCAGUCGGUGUAUCGACAUUAAGGAAGACUCUGAUGCAGGUUCUUGAGCAAACCAUGGCCUCUAGCUUGGCUGGAACGAGAGAUGCCAUCAGCCAAGAGCUUGAAGAAGCGACUUACGAAUUUAAGGUCCAGUAUAAUGACCGGCCUUUGAGCGCGGAGUCCCACUUGGCCGAAAGCCUCGAUGGGUUCAAGCACUCUUUCAAGGCCUUUGCGGAAGGUUUCGGUCGACCACAGGUCCGGGAGAUGCUCAAAGCAGAAUUGGACCAGCGAGUCAUGGAUAUUCUGGCGCAGCGUUACUGGAAUAAGCCGGUCGAGGACCUGGAACCCCCAAUGUUGGAGCUCGAUCCCCUCAAAGAUCUCCCCAAGGCCGAUCCCGAGUCGCUUUACUGGCAUCGGAAGCUUGACGCUUCUACCUCAUCAUUGACAAAGCUUGGAAUCGGUCGACUGGCCACCACUGUUGUCGCCAAUGCUCUCAACAACCAUGUGGACUCACUACUGGCGUCGUCCACCUUUGCAUCUCACCCUGGUGCUCAUAAGCAGAUCACCGAUGCGUGCACUAGUAUUCUCAACGACAGAUUCUUCAGUACCAGUGACCAAGUCGAAAACUGCAUCAAGCCCUAUAAGUUUGAGAUUGAAGUCGAAGACCCUGAAUGGGCCAAGGGUAGAGACAACGUGGGCAGAGUUCUCAAGGAAGAGCUCAAGGCCUGCGACUCAGCUAUGAAGCAUGUGGAAGACGCCGUUGGUAAGCGAAAGCUCAAGGAUGUCAUUGCGUUCAUCGACAGAGUGCGAAAGGGUGAAGUUGUAUUGGAAGGCAAUGGCGAGGGUGGUGCAGGUGGCUUCAGCGCCGCCUUGUUGGAGAGAGGACGAGAGGGUCUGUUCCUUCGUGAUCGAGCUGAUCUCAUCAAAAUGAGACUCAUGGCCGUUCGAUCCAAGCAAUGCGCCACAAAAAAGAACAAAUACUACUGCCCUGAGAUAUUCCUGGAUGUGGUAGCUGACAAACUCACCUCAACCGCCGUUCUGUUCCUCAACGUCGAGCUAUUAUCCGAAUUCUACUACAACUUCCCACGCGAGCUUGACUCCAGACUUGGCCGACACCUUUCGGACGCUGAGGUCGAACGUUUCGCCCGCGAAGAUCCCCGUAUCCGUCGCCACCUGGAUAUCAUCCGCAAAAAGGAGCUGCUGGAGCUGGCUCUGCAGAAGAUUGAAAGCAUCCGCCAGCUUGACGGCCGCAGCCGAAAGCCCGAGCGCGCGCCUCCUGGAAAGGAAACGCGCAGCCGUUGGAAUCUGUUUUAG
Penicillium soppii is the source of this 2757-nucleotide messenger RNA. RefSeq names its product dynamin-related GTPase MGM1. NCBI's taxonomy places the organism in Eukaryota, Fungi, Ascomycota, Eurotiomycetes, Eurotiales, Aspergillaceae. The record is from RefSeq and is a predicted model, not a curated record. Gene Ontology annotation, molecular function: GTPase activity; GTP binding; microtubule binding. Gene Ontology annotation, cellular component: microtubule; cytoplasm; membrane. The coding region runs from base 1 to 2757 and encodes 918 amino acids. The transcript has 3 exons.